AUGCACUUCCAAUCGCGCGUAUCCACAACCACCGUUCACGAACUCCUCUUCGCCGACGACUGCGUCUUAAACACCACCUCGGAAGAGGAGAUGCAACGGAGCACGGACCUAUUCUCCGCCGCCUGGGAGAACUUCGGUCUGGUCAUUAACACGCAGAAGACGGUGGUGAUGCAUCAACCGUCACCCAACUCAGCCACAGCCCCCAACUCGCUGCCGCAAAUCAGUGUGAACGGAACCAAACUGCAAGUGGGGGAGAACUUACCGUACCUGGGCAGUACUCUCUCCCGCAACACCAAAAUCGACGACGAAGUCGCCAACAGGAUCUCGAAAGCCAGUCAAGCCUUCGGUCGCCUCCAAAGCACAGUUUGGAAUCGCCACGGUCUUCAACUGGGCACGAAGCUAAAGAUGUACAAGGACGUCAUCCUGCCGACGCUACUGUAUGGAGCGGAGACUUGGACGGUGUACACAAAGCAGGCACGCCGUCUGAACCACUUCCACUUCAGUUGUCUUCGCCGCAUCCUUAGGCUGAACUGGCAGGAUCGCAUCCCCGAUGUGUGUUGGAUGUGUUGGAACGAACGGGAAUCCUCAGCAUCUACGCCAUACUGA
Spirometra erinaceieuropaei is the source of this 606-nucleotide messenger RNA. The record is from the annotation of a GenBank genome assembly. NCBI's taxonomy places the organism in Eukaryota, Metazoa, Platyhelminthes, Cestoda, Diphyllobothriidea, Diphyllobothriidae.